AUGGCAAUUCAUUUUCCAAUGUUUGUGUUUCAUUCAGAGCAAACCUAUGGGGAGGUGAACCAAUUAGGAGGUGUUUUUGUCAAUGGACGACCGCUGCCCAACGCCAUAAGAUUGAGAAUAGUGGAGUUGGCUCAGCUUGGUAUCAGACCUUGCGACAUUAGUCGACAACUUCGUGUCUCCCAUGGUUGUGUGAGCAAAAUUCUUGCGAGGUACAACGAAACUGGGUCUAUUUUGCCGGGUGCAAUUGGUGGAAGCAAGCCACGAGUUACCACACCGAACGUUGUAAAAAAUAUAAGGGAAUACAAACAGGCAGACCCGGGGAUUUUCGCCUGGGAGAUUCGGGAUCGACUUCUUGCGGAUGGAGUGUGUGACAAAUACAACGUACCUUCAGUCAGUUCUAUUAGCAGGAUUUUACGGAACAAGAUCGGGAAUUUGUCUCAGCCAAACCAUUAUGAAAGUGGCAAGCAAGCGUCGCCACAACCGGCUCUCCCUUACAACCACAUAUACCCAUAUUCAUACCCCAAUGCCAUGUCACCCACCGGGACCAAAAUGGGCAGCCCUCCCGGAGUCCCAUCCUCGGCUGGUCCUGUUAGCAUAUCCCGUGGUUGGCCCUCAGCGCAUACCGUCAGCAGUAUCCUGGGUAUUCGGGCUUUCAUGGACCCUACAGCUAUUGCUGGCGCUGAGGGGUAUCCACCGAAAAUGGAGGACUGGGGAAGCGUCAACAGAGCGACGUUUCCAUCCGCUCAUGGAGUUAACGGAAUAGACAAAUCAGCCAUUGAAGCGGAUCUAAAAUACCCUCAGUCUUCUUCGACACUGUCUAGUUAUGUCCCGGCGUGUGCCUACUCACCGUCUAAUCAGUAUGGUGUGUAUACCGGGCCCGCGGGCAGCUACGUGAGUCCCGGUCACCACUGGCAGGCCCAGGGUACGAGUCUGUCUCAUCCAAGCAGCGGCAUGAGCAUGCACGCGGGGGAACUCCACUCGCCAAUGGCUUUCAAACAUACAGCACGAGACGUCGACAGAAAACCUCCCAGUCCCCUGAGCAAGCAGCAGCACGAGGCUCUGAGCAGCGUACACGGUCUCAGUCAUCCUACCUCAUCCUCCUAA
Messenger RNA from Chanos chanos (milkfish), 1104 nucleotides. RefSeq names its product paired box 1a (gene pax1a). Gene Ontology annotation, molecular function: RNA polymerase II cis-regulatory region sequence-specific DNA binding; DNA-binding transcription factor activity, RNA polymerase II-specific. Gene Ontology annotation, biological process: regulation of transcription by RNA polymerase II; anatomical structure development. Bases 1 to 1104 code for a protein of 367 amino acids. The transcript is spliced from 4 exons. The record is from RefSeq and is a predicted model, not a curated record. Lineage: Eukaryota; Metazoa; Chordata; Actinopteri; Gonorynchiformes; Chanidae.